Messenger RNA from Amyelois transitella, 647 nucleotides. Its product is annotated as DNA-3-methyladenine glycosylase 1-like. Gene Ontology annotation, biological process: base-excision repair; DNA alkylation repair. The transcript has a single exon. The coding region runs from base 36 to 608 and encodes 190 amino acids. NCBI's taxonomy places the organism in Eukaryota, Metazoa, Arthropoda, Insecta, Lepidoptera, Pyralidae. Gene Ontology annotation, molecular function: DNA-3-methyladenine glycosylase activity. The record is from RefSeq and is a predicted model, not a curated record.
UUUUUUAAGGCGAUUACAAGGACUUAUAUUCUAAGAUGAAAGUUAAAGAAGAGAAUUUUAUCAGAUGUGGAUGGGUUUCUCAAGAUCCAAUUUAUAUUAAAUACCAUGAUGAAGAAUGGGGUAAACCUGAGCGUGAUAAACUUCGUUUAUUUGAAAUGAUUUGCUUAGAAGGACAACAAGCAGGACUUUCAUGGAUUACUAUUUUGAAAAAGAGACAAAGUUAUAGAAAGUUAUUUUUUAAUUUUGAUCCUCAUAAAAUAAUAAACCUAACAGAAAAUGAUAUCAAUAAUCUGAUGUUGAAUUCAGAGAUUGUGAGACACAAGGGGAAAAUUAAUGCCAUAAUUAACAAUGCCAAAUGUUAUUUAAAAAUGGAAAGUGAUGAAGAGGACUUUUCAAAAUUUGUUUGGAGUUUUGUCAAUUACAACCCUAUUUUGAAUCAUUGGAAACAUGCAGGAGAUAUUCCUGCUGAAAGUGUUAAGUCUCAUGAACUUUCCAAGGCUUUAAAAAAAAGAGGGUUCAAAUUUGUGGGUGCUAAAACUUGUUAUGCUUUCAUGCAAGCUUGUGGUUUAGUAAAUGACCAUUUAAUAUAUUGUUUAAGCCGAAAAUAGUUAAUAAAUUUUAUUUUUUUCAAAUUUUCUUAAUAUUUU